UGUCUAAUACUGUAUAAUGUCUAAUGUAUAUUUCAAUUCAAUUUUAUUUGUAUAAUGCGUUUAACAGUGGACACUGUCACAAAGCAGCUUUACAGAAAUAUAAAAAUUCAGGAUAUAAAUUGUAAAUGUAUGAAUUUAUCCCUAAUGAGAAGCCAGAGGCGACGGUGGUGAGGAAAAUCUCCCUGAGACGAUAUGAGGAAGAAACCUUGAGAAGAACCAGGCUCAAAGGGAACCAUCCUCAUCUGAGUGACACCCGAUAGUGCGAUUAUAAACUCUUCUGCAGGUACAGAAAAUUAACAUCAUGGUGACUGUUGAACUUGGCUUUACCCAAAGAAUCACAGGAAAGUGGAAUCGCGUUUCUACAAUAUUGAGUUGCGGAAUUAUUAUUGUAAACGUUUGUCGAAAUUUGCCCUAUUGGUGGCGCUAGAGGGCUUGAGUGGCCUACACCAAAACUGCUGUGAAGGUAGCUGGGACUGUCUUCUAUCACUGUGCCUCAUUUCAUAAAGAGUAUAUGAAGCAUUCUGUGGGCUGCCAUAGACUCCUAGAAGAAGAAGACAAAGAAGAAGAAGAAGCCAUACAAGCACUAUAGGGUGCAUAUGAACCUUUGGUGCUUGGCCCCAAAAAACAGAUUAAAAGUCAUGCACAGGUUCUGGUUUGGUUCUGGCAAAAAGACUUGGACAAAAUGGACAAAAUGCUGUGUCUACAGAAAACUGUGUUUAGCUGUGUUAUAGCUAUAAAUCUGGAUCGUUAAUAUCCAGCAUAAGGCUAAUAAGCACAGCUAAACUUGGGAAGCCUGUAGAUGAUGAAGUCUGUGUAGAACAAGAGGCCUGUUGGUGGCUGUUAUUAUCUUUAACCCUGUUUUACAGGUUCACUGACGUGACAGGUUCAUACUCGUUAUGCAGAACUGCAUAAUCUGAAUUCCUGUCUUGCACUUUUGUUAAUUACUAAUUAUUACACCACAUUUCUGCUGAAUUCUGGAUUCUGAUUGGUCAGAAGGUGUUGAUUAAUUCUCUAUAACAGCAGCUCUGACAGUAGCGCAGGUUUAUGCAGGUUUAUUAAUGUGCUCGUUCUUAUACGUGACGGUUUCUAUAGCAACAGCUCAUUUACAGGGACGUGCACAGGGGACAGAUUAAUGAACAUGUUAUUGUUUAUAUGGUGAAGUUUUCUGUGAAAUGUUUAUUUAAAAAUUUAUGGAAGGAGUCUCCAUUAAUUUCCAUAAAGUGUCAGUAAUCUAUAUACAGUAUAACAGUGUGCAUUAAAUCUAUCUCUGUUUGUAUAGAGUUAGUAAAAAUUGUAGCACAGUACAGUUUCCUUUAACACAGAGGAAUACCAGUGGUGUGAUGGGCCAGAAGUUGUGUGUUGGAAAAGGGAAAACACCCAUCAGUGUAGCUCUGUGACUCUUCAGGCCUGGGUGUGACACGCCUGGUGUAAAGUCCCCACCUAGCAUCACGGUGCUGACUCGCCUCACAGCACAGCACAUAAAUAGAUGGCUUUCAGACUCCACACUGUUCCAGAACGAGCCGAUGAUCAACAGACAGCAGCAGUGGGAACACACACCCCGAGCGUAGCUGCAAGAUCCUAUCCUGACCUGACAUCUGUACACAAUGGCCAGUGAAGAUCGUGACACAAACGCAGCUCUGCAGGCUUCAGGAGAGCCCACUUUAAAAAAAGCAGCUAAAAAAGCACAAAAACAAAUGGAUCAGUUAUUUAACAUCUCACUUCACAUCGCUGUAACUGGAGAAUCAGGCACAGGAAAGUCAUCUUUCAUCAACGCAAUCAGAGAGCUGGACAAAGAUGAUGAAGGUGCAGCUAAAACUGGAGUUACUGAAACCACAACUGAACCAACACCUUACGAACAUCCCACAAUGCCCAAUGUGAUGCUUUGGGACCUGCCUGGAAUAGGAACCCCAAAGUUUAAGGCUCGGAAAUAUCUUAAAAACAUGCAGUUCAACAGGUAUGAUUUCUUCAUCAUCAUCUCAUCUGAGAGAUUUAAAGAGAAUGACAUCAUGUUGGCCAACGAGAUCAAAAAAAGAAAAAAGCUCUUUUACUUUGUGAGGUCUAAGAUAGACAACGAUAUUCGAACAGAAGAAACAAAAACGGGCUUUAAUAAGGAAGAAACGCUCUUACAAAUCAAAAGUAACUGCCUGGAAAACUUGAAGGAAAUUGAAAAUCCGAAAGUUUUCCUUAUAUCCUCAGAGAAUAUUAAAGCGUUUGAUUUUGAAAAGCUGAUUGAAACCCUGAUGUCAGAUCUCCCGCAGCAUAAACAGUCUGCUCUACUGCAGUCAGUGCCCAUCACCUCUGAGGCUAUGCUGAAGAAAAAAGUGAAAAUGUUUGAGAAAGCAGCAUGGGCUGCAGCCCUUUGCUCUGGCAUCAUUGCAGCAGCUCCAGUACCGGGUCUCUCCGUGGCAUGUGAUGCCAGUAUUUUAGUGGCUUUCUUUACAAGGUGCUACUACUCAUUCGGCCUUGAUGAUAAAUCACUUAAAAAACUCUCGGAACGAGUCAACAAGCCACAGUUGGAAUCUUUCAUAAAAUCACCUCUUGUAGUGGCGUUGACAACGAAAUCCACCGCGAGACUGUCGCUGUCUGCUUUAGCAGGAGGAGCAGCGCUGGAGUACCUGUGCAGCUUGGUUCCUGGGGUAGGAAGUGCUACGGCAGCUGGGAUAUCUUUUGUUUGUACAUUAACACUUUUGAAGAAUGGAUUGAAAGAGCUUGAAAAUGCAGCACUGAAAGUGCUGAAAGAGGCGGGGUUACAGUGACAUGGAUGAGACAAAGGAAUUGGAGCCAUUGCAGUAAUGAAAAUGCAGAACAUUCAGAAGCAGAACAUAUGAUUCAACAAUUAAACCCUUUUUGUGUUUUUUUGUAAACAAAAAGAGAUGUGUGCACACGCUGGUUGUGAAACGCGGUAUGACGCUGCUUGGUUACAAUCUGACUGAAGAAUUUUACCAAGAAUUUUAUUUAGGAAUCAGACUGACAUUAGCUAAAAUGUUCUCCAUGUAUUAUUAUGGAUUAGCACUAAAAGACACAGGGUGCUAUUCAUCUAAACUAACUUUCAAAUGGUGUAACUCUAGAAGGUCCUUAUGACUCCUGUCAGUGUCUAAAUGAUGUUCUAGCCUGCAGUAACCAGACACAUACACACAUCUCUGCUUGUACGAGAGAGAAAUCAAAGGCAUACGAGUCUCUUGAUGCUUACAACUUUGUUGUUUGUGGUCAUGUUCAAGACAAAAAAAUUCCUAACAUUAUUUAAAAACUAACAGCUACAAUAUCUUGGUUUGAUUAUUAUACUUUACUGCUUAAACAAUCUCAGGAAUAACUAGUUGUCUUCCAGCUUACAGUCACUUUCUUUUCCACAGGAAUCACAGGAAUUGACUUACAGCCUGAAUAUAAACAGCUGUUUUUCUAUGACCUUUCAGUUUCCAAGUGCAGAUUCACACAAAAGCAGCAGCUCUGGAUAGGUACACAUCACGUGACAGAUAUACUGGGGUUCAGAUUUAGAAAGUUAGAAAGCGAAUCUGAUGUUUGAUAUCACUAGUACAUGAUAUUAGGGUAGGGCUUGGCAGGCUGGAGGAGGUUUUGGUGCUAAUAUGAAAUCUGAGUAUCAUCAGUGUAGCAGUGAAAAUGAAGACCAUGGUGGCAAAUGAUCUGACCAAGGGGCAACAUGUAAAUAAUGAAGAGAGGCCAAGGACUGAUCCCUGGGGACGCCAUGAGGAACAGGGGAGGAUUUAUAUUUCUCAAGGAUUUAUAUUUCUCAAGAGUAACAAACAGAUGUAUUAGUAAUAUAGGAGAUGAGCCAGCUGAGCCGGUAACGCCAGUCGCAGAAAUGAGUGUGUCAUGGAAAAGAUUUUGACAUGCCUGAUCUAGACUUCCAACUGAAAGUCUCUGUUUCCAAAUUUAAAAACUUUAAAAUAGCCUGUGCUGACUCCACAGUCUGAGGCAUCUGCAGCUACUACAGACUGCAGUGAAGGAUUCGUAGACUAGUGAGGUGUUUCUUAAGACUCUGUUUGAAUUUGAUGAAGAAGCAGGAAACCAGAAACCUCAUGAAUGUCAAAUCUUUUCUGUAAAUGCUCAGUGUGUAGUGUGUGAGGUGUCACACCUCCUGUGACCACCAGAGGGAGCUGAAGCCUCAGUGGAGGAGCAGGUGGCAUCUGAGAGCAAAUCCAAUGCUCUUCUACAUCUCCUGUGAGCAGCAGAUCAACCACUGGCUGAUACCAACUCUGGUAGCUGUUGCUAAUAUUUUGUUGAAGUUAAAGCUUAAUUAUGGAUAUGAGGAUCUGCCACGUGCCUAAAAGUAAAAGUGUUGGUGUAAAUGUUUUGGUUUAAACACCAUUUUCACACACAGCUGACAUCAAAACCAAACUUCCUGUUUUCUUGUAAAGUUGGUGUAAGUUUAUAUAGCACUUUGUGUAAUUUUGUGGGAAAACCAUUUCAGCUUUGUGAUUUUAAACAGUGACUGAAAUCAGAUCCUGCUAAAAUUGAACUGAACUGAACAGAGAGAGAGAGAGAGAGAAACAGAGAGAGAGAGAGAGUCUAAUGUAUGGCACAUUUUUUCUGAUUUUUUUGUAUUAUUUAUUUUGUAUUAUUUAUUUUGUAUUAUUUAUUGAUUUUCUUUGGUGUACUUAGGUGAUGAAUGGUGUAAGUCUGUGUGGUUGGAGCUAAUUUUAGCUCCUCUGCUGACAUCUUCCACUGUAUACGUGGUUGCGUAUCUUAUCCUGUAUUGCUUAUUGUAUGGCUGGGUAAUUGAU
This is a messenger RNA of Pangasianodon hypophthalmus (striped catfish), 4739 nucleotides long. Its product is annotated as interferon-inducible GTPase 5. NCBI's taxonomy places the organism in Eukaryota, Metazoa, Chordata, Actinopteri, Siluriformes, Pangasiidae. Gene Ontology annotation, molecular function: GTP binding. The record is from RefSeq and is a predicted model, not a curated record. Gene Ontology annotation, cellular component: membrane. The transcript has 2 exons. The coding region runs from base 1605 to 2756 and encodes 383 amino acids.